Messenger RNA from Pseudophryne corroboree (corroboree frog), 4180 nucleotides. RefSeq names its product chemerin chemokine-like receptor 1 (gene CMKLR1). Gene Ontology annotation, molecular function: complement receptor activity; G protein-coupled receptor activity. Gene Ontology annotation, cellular component: plasma membrane. The coding region runs from base 1396 to 2463 and encodes 355 amino acids. The transcript has 3 exons. The record is from RefSeq and is a predicted model, not a curated record. Gene Ontology annotation, biological process: positive regulation of cytosolic calcium ion concentration; inflammatory response; complement receptor mediated signaling pathway. Lineage: Eukaryota; Metazoa; Chordata; Amphibia; Anura; Myobatrachidae.
GUAAUCCUCCUCCGGCGGCCAGCGGCCGCUCUGCACGUGGCGCGGGUGCGCGCGGUCCGGCUGGGCCGCGCUCCCCGGCGCCUCCCGCGGGCGAACCAACCACUCUCCCUCCUUCAAGAAGUGCCUCCGGCCCUCCUCCUCCGUCCCCGCGGUCGGCUCUCGGCGGCGUCCUGGGGGCACAAGCUGUGCCGGACGGCCGCGGCAGAGCUGCGGGGGGCGAGGGGGGGGUCAAUAUUCAGCUAGGGGAUAUGAGCCCAGGGCGGCGGGUAGCGGCUCCCGCUGUCCCCGGGACAAUACAGGGCCCCAUACUACCCCCCUCCAACGAGGGGAUUAGCACACAUCAGGGCAAUUUAAAUAAUAUUGGAACGUUUGGGCUUAGUGUGGCUGGGGCGGGGGACGGGGCAUCGGCUGCCGCCGCACCCGCACCGGCGGCAGUCACAUGGCAGGGUUUCCCCCCGGCCUCGGGGGCCUGCUCGGGCUCCCCCUGGGCGUCAGACGCCCCGCCGCCGUUAACGGCGCCCCCGCUUGUCGGUUUUCAAACCCCUCUCCACGCCCUUCCCGGUCCUUUUCAGUUUGGGUCCACACAGACAUCCGUCUCGGCGGCUUAUAUGACGCCCGGCGGGGCGCUUUCGGUAGCAGCGCAGCAAGGCUUCGCGGGGAGCCAGUCCCUCCCCGGGGGUUUUGCGUGGCCUCCGGCUCCAGCAUUCCCCUUAGCCGCCAGCAUGCCUUCCAUGGGCUUCAUGACGGUGUCCGGCACACAAUUUUCCCCGCACGGGUACAGCGCGGGCGCCGGCGUGCAGUCCACGUGGUCGGUCGGUGGCCCCCGAGUCGCGGUGCCCUCGCCGGCCUUUGCGGGCCUGCAGUCAGGACAGGCACCGGGCGGUGGGUAUCAGGUGGCACAGAGUUGGCCCCCUCUCACGGCGCCCCCUCAGUUCCUUCCGGCGUCAUACGGAUGGGCGGGGGCAGGCGUCUGCCCGCCGCAUACGGCGUGGCGGCCGUCUUACCCCGCGAGUUUUGGUGCAGUGAGCGGGUCGGCCUUUACGCAGUCGAUCGGGUACACCUCGGCGGGGGGCCCCUCCCUGCAGCGGCCGGGCGGCCAUCCGCCGCGGAGCGGAGGGGCGGGCCCUCCGCAAUUGCGGCCAAUUGUUAAUGAUGUUCUGGUUCCCCCUGUGCCUGUUGUCCCCUCUUUUUCUCCCUCACAGGUCCCGUCUAAUUCAGGGGCUACGCCCGACACGAGGCGAAGGUCGCGGACGAGCGCGACGGCGAACGUGGAGGUACGGCCAUCAGCGGAGGCGGGUGCAGCGGACGACGCGGUUCCGGGUCCUUCGAACUCCGGGGGAACAUUUUUCUUGCUUAUCUUGUUCUUUUCUCUUGGAUGAGUAUACCUUUAUAUAAAUGACAAUGGAUGGCAUUAUUCAUAAUUAUAAUUAUGAUAAUAAUAGUGAUUACCCUGAUGACUAUGAUGUUACUUUACAUGUCAUCCAUAAUGUACAUGAAGAUGAUACAAGUAGCCUAGCCAUUCGGGUUGUUUCCUCUGUACUUUAUAUGACGGUAUAUAUUUUGGGAAUUUUUGGAAAUGGUCUUGUGAUUGGAAUCAUUGCGUUCAAAAUGAAGAAAUCUGUCAACACCAUCUGGCUUUUUAACCUGGCUCUGGCUGAUUUCCUGUUCACUUUUUUCUUACCCCUGACUGUGGUCUAUACUGCAAUGGAUCAUGACUGGAUAUUUGGGAAAGCUUUGUGCAAAGUCAACAGUUUUAUCCUUGUCCUGAACAUGUUCACCAGCAUUUUCUUGCUGACCAUCAUCAGCAUGGAUCGUUGCAUUUCCGUUUUCUUUCCUGUUUGGUCCCAAAAUCAUCGUUCCACCAGACUUGCCACUUUUCUUUCCACCAUUGCAUGGAUUAUUGGAUUUUUCCUAAGCGCCCCUCAUUUAAUUUUCCGUGACACUGCACUAAAGGGCAACAAAACAGUAUGCCACAUUAAUGUAAUAGAUGAAAAUAAUGAAGGAAUAAUCCACAUUGCAAUGGUCAUAAUACGGUUUGCAUUUGGAUAUUUUAUACCACUCAUAGUCAUAACACUCAGCUAUGUUACAAUUGUCUUCAAGCUCAAGAAGAACAGGAUGGCCAAAUCCAGGAAACCAUUUAAGAUCAUAUUUACCAUAAUUGUGGCAUUCUUCAUUUGCUGGUCACCAAUCAACAUUCUGAACAUUUUGGAAUUAUUUUAUGAUAACUUUUCAGACUCGCUGUUUAAGAUCGGCAUGCCAAUUGUCACUGCCAUAGCAAUGGCCAACAGCUGUAUAAACCCCAUACUGUAUGUUAUAAUGGGACAGGAUUUUAAGAAGUUUAAGCUUAGCAUCCUUUCAAGACUUGAUAAUGCUCUAAGUGAGGACACAGCACACACACGUCUCAGCCAGAAAAGUUUCACACAGCGUUCUUCAUUUACUGAAAAAGAGUCAAUAAUGGUGUAAUGUGUAUGUUUAUAUAAGUAUAUAAAUCUUCUGAUCUCGUUAUGACAUAAAGUGUAUUUUAUAUAUAAAAAUGAUUUUAUUUUACAUUUAAAUUACUAGCUAGAGCUAGUAAGAAUCAAUCUCCUAAUGCUUCAUUUGCACUAAUUAUUUACAGUAUUUGGAGGAAAAUUAUUGUUUUUGUUUAAGGGUUUGAUGAAACUUUAUACAGGUGUGUCCUCAUGCAGUACACAUAUCCUUUUGCACCAUGUGGUGCGAGAUGCCUGUCGCAACUUAGAUGCUCCUCCAUGGGAAGCAAUUCCCUUGCUUGUGCCCCUUUCCUCAAAAUAUUUUCCCAAUUAUUGAGUCUUAUUUCACUAAUAGGGGGGUAUUCAAUUACACAUGAUCAUUGUUUGAGGGUAAUUGUGUUGCCGGGGAGCUAUUCAAUUACCCCUGAUAAACCAGUGUGAGAUGGAUCUUAUCUGGGAUUUUGUUUCAUCUGCCUCAGGCAACGAAGCAAAAUCCCCCAAAACAGCCCAAUUUUUUAGAUGAAACACACAGGUUUCACUGAACCUGUGUGCUUUUGGAUGAAUAGGUAUUUUUUGUGAGGUGACCUAACUGGAUAGCCUGAAAAAAAAAUAUUGAAGAAACAUUGUGAGAAAUUGCGAAAAACUUUCGUUUUUCGCUCCCGAUGCUUCUGCAGAUAAUUGAAUUCCCCCUAAUAGUGUAAUAAGUACUGUAUUUGGGAAUAGGUAGAGCAAUCCAGGAUUGUUCAUAAUAUACAGAAGACAUGGAGGACAUUGGACAUGGCACAAGAGUGACAGAUCUCCAAAACAUAGUUAAUUUUUUAAAUACUAUCAAAUCCCCAAAAUAUGUAAUUGCACGUUAUCUGGUGAUAUGAUAAUUGUUGGAGGUCACAUUAUGCUGUCCCUCACCAUUGCAACAAGUGUAAACUGACCUAAGACAGACCUUUGGGCUGCUUUAGCAAGUGGAAGAUGUAUUUUUCCUUGAAACUUGUAGCAAGGGUGACUCCUUCCUAACUAAUUAACCGUUUCACUUUUGGUAUAGUGGUGAACCUAAACUCUUCACAGGUGACUAUUAAAUCACCAGAUAAUGUGCAUGUAAUUACAUAUUUGGGGAUUUUUGGUGUUCAAUAAAUACACGUGAACCUUUUCAGAUCAGUCUGUCUUUAUAUUUCCCUGUAUCCAGUUUCCUUCAUAUUCUUUUUAGCUGAGAAAAUUGGUCCUGGCUCAAACACGUCUUUCAAUCCCUAUGUGAUAUGUAGUAAACUCUGUGUUAUAAAUUCUAUCCACAGGCCCAUAGUUACAUUACUCUUCAUGCAAUAUACUGUAAAUACUUCUAGACCUCUGCAAUUCAGUAGCCAUGGAUUACUUAUCAUUAACCUGAUAAUUGUCUAAUGACUUGCCAUGCAGUGAUGCCCGCUGUAUGUCGACAGUUGGUCCACGGGACAUUUUCAUUGGUGCUUUCUGUAAAGAAAGAAUCAGCAAUGCUUACUUACACACACUGAUUACAUUUUCUGAAAACAUUAAAUUUUAUGCAACACUGACACAAUAUUCCAUGUGUAAUCAUGGUUUUAAAUCACAUCCAUUGAAGAUUGUAUACUCUUUGUGAAAGGUUUGUAUAUUUCAUGUGACUGACUUAUCAUGUAUGACCAGUGUUUUGUUUUUCAAUGAGCACUUUGAUGGGAUUGUAGAAAAAAAUAAAAUAUAAUAAAACAUGU